AUGCGUGUGUGUCGCUCACCGUCGUCGUACAUGUCGAGGCCGAGCAGCGCGUCGGCGCGCUCACACAGCAGGCGCGCGUCGCGCUGCAGCUCCAGGGCGCCGCGUGUGUACGUGGGUGUUAGGUAUGCGUGUGUGUCGCUCACCGUCGUCGUACAUGUCGAGGCCGAGCAGCGCGUCGGCGCGCUCACACAGCAGGCGCGCGUCGCGCUGCAGCUCCAGGGCGCCGCGUGUGUAUGCGUGUGUGUCGCUCACCGUCGUCGUACAUGUCGAGGCCGAGCAGCGCGUCGGCGCGCUCACACAGCAGGCGCGCGUCGCGCUGCAGCUCCAGGGCGCCGCGUGUGUACGUGGGUGUUAGGUAUGCGUGUGUGUCGCUCACCGUCGUCGUACAUGUCGAGGCCGAGCAGCGCGUCGGCGCGCUCACACAGCAGGCGCGCGUCGCGCUGCAGCUCCAGGGCGCCGCGUGUGUACGUGGGUGUUAGGUAUGCGUGUGUGUCGCUCACCGUCGUCGUACAUGUCGAGGCCGAGCAGCGCGUCGGCGCGCUCACACAGCAGGCGCGCGUCGCGCUGCAGCUCCAGGGCGCCGCGUGUGUAUGCGUGUGUGUCGCUCACCGUCGUCGUACAUGUCGAGGCCGAGCAGCGCGUCGGCGCGCUCACACAGCAGGCGCGCGUCGCGCUGCAGCUCCAGGGCGCCGCGUGUGUACGUGGGUGUUAGGUAUGCGUGUGUGUCGCUCACCGUCGUCGUACAUGUCGAGGCCGAGCAGCGCGUCGGCGCGCUCACACAGCAGGCGCGCGUCGCGCUGCAGCUCCAGGGCGCCGCGUGUGUACGUGGGUGUUAGGUAUGCGUGUGUGUCGCUCACCGUCGUCGUACAUGUCGAGGCCGAGCAGCGCGUCGGCGCGCUCACACAGCAGGCGCGCGUCGCGCUGCAGCUCCAGGGCGCCGCGUGUGUAUGCGUGUGUGUCGCUCACCGUCGUCGUACAUGUCGAGGCCGAGCAGCGCGUCGGCGCGCUCACACAGCAGGCGCGCGUCGCGCUGCAGCUCCAGGGCGCCGCGUGUGUACGUGGGUGUUAGGUAUGCGUGUGUGUCGCUCACCGUCGUCGUACAUGUCGAGGCCGAGCAGCGCGUCGGCGCGCUCACACAGCAGGCGCGCGUCGCGCUGCAGCUCCAGGGCGCCGCGUGUGUACGUGGGUGUUAGGUAUGCGUGUGUGUCGCUCACCGUCGUCGUACAUGUCGAGGCCGAGCAGCGCGUCGGCGCGCUCACACAGCAGGCGCGCGUCGCGCUGCAGCUCCAGGGCGCCGCGUGUGUAUGCGUGUGUGUCGCUCACCGUCGUCGUACAUGUCGAGGCCGAGCAGCGCGUCGGCGCGCUCACACAGCAGGCGCGCGUCGCGCUGCAGCUCCAGGGCGCCGCGUGUGUACGUGGGUGUUAGGUAUGCGUGUGUGUCGCUCACCGUCGUCGUACAUGUCGAGGCCGAGCAGCGCGUCGGCGCGCUCACACAGCAGGCGCGCGUCGCGCUGCAGCUCCAGGGCGCCGCGUGUGUACGUGGGUGUUAGGUAUGCGUGUGUGUCGCUCACCGUCGUCGUACAUGUCGAGGCCGAGCAGCGCGUCGGCGCGCUCACACAGCAGGCGCGCGUCGCGCUGCAGCUCCAGGGCGCCGCGUGUGUAUGCGUGUGUGUCGCUCACCGUCGUCGUACAUGUCGAGGCCGAGCAGCGCGUCGGCGCGCUCACACAGCAGGCGCGCGUCGCGCUGCAGCUCCAGGGCGCCGCGUGUGUACGUGGGUGUUAGGUAUGCGUGUGUGUCGCUCACCGUCGUCGUACAUGUCGAGGCCGAGCAGCGCGUCGGCGCGCUCACACAGCAGGCGCGCGUCGCGCUGCAGCUCCAGGGCGCCGCGUGUGUACGUGGGUGUUAGGUAUGCGUGUGUGUCGCUCACCGUCGUCGUACAUGUCGAGGCCGAGCAGCGCGUCGGCGCGCUCACACAGCAGGCGCGCGUCGCGCUGCAGCUCCAGGGCGCCGCGUGUGUAUGCGUGUGUGUCGCUCACCGUCGUCGUACAUGUCGAGGCCGAGCAGCGCGUCGGCGCGCUCACACAGCAGGCGCGCGUCGCGCUGCAGCUCCAGGGCGCCGCGUGUGUACGUGGGUGUUAGGUAUGCGUGUGUGUCGCUCACCGUCGUCGUACAUGUCGAGGCCGAGCAGCGCGUCGGCGCGCUCACACAGCAGGCGCGCGUCGCGCUGCAGCUCCAGGGCGCCGCGUGUGUACGUGGGUGUUAGGUAUGCGUGUGUGUCGCUCACCGUCGUCGUACAUGUCGAGGCCGAGCAGCGCGUCGGCGCGCUCACACAGCAGGCGCGCGUCGCGCUGCAGCUCCAGGGCGCCGCGUGUGUAUGCGUGUGUGUCGCUCACCGUCGUCGUACAUGUCGAGGCCGAGCAGCGCGUCGGCGCGCUCACACAGCAGGCGCGCGUCGCGCUGCAGCUCCAGGGCGCCGCGUGUGUACGUGGGUGUUAGGUAUGCGUGUGUGUCGCUCACCGUCGUCGUACAUGUCGAGGCCGAGCAGCGCGUCGGCGCGCUCACACAGCAGGCGCGCGUCGCGCUGCAGCUCCAGGGCGCCGCGUGUGUACGUGGGUGUUAGGUAUGCGUGUGUGUCGCUCACCGUCGUCGUACAUGUCGAGGCCGAGCAGCGCGUCGGCGCGCUCACACAGCAGGCGCGCGUCGCGCUGCAGCUCCAGGGCGCCGCGUGUGUAUGCGUGUGUGUCGCUCACCGUCGUCGUACAUGUCGAGGCCGAGCAGCGCGUCGGCGCGCUCACACAGCAGGCGCGCGUCGCGCUGCAGCUCCAGGGCGCCGCGUGUGUACGUGGGUGUUAGGUAUGCGUGUGUGUCGCUCACCGUCGUCGUACAUGUCGAGGCCGAGCAGCGCGUCGGCGCGCUCACACAGCAGGCGCGCGUCGCGCUGCAGCUCCAGGGCGCCGCGUGUGUACGUGGGUGUUAGGUAUGCGUGUGUGUCGCUCACCGUCGUCGUACAUGUCGAGGCCGAGCAGCGCGUCGGCGCGCUCACACAGCAGGCGCGCGUCGCGCUGCAGCUCCAGGGCGCCGCGUGUGUACGUGGGUGUUAG
Messenger RNA from Arctia plantaginis, 3102 nucleotides. The record is from the annotation of a GenBank genome assembly. NCBI's taxonomy places the organism in Eukaryota, Metazoa, Arthropoda, Insecta, Lepidoptera, Erebidae.